Molecule: messenger RNA, 2061 nt
Organism: Pan troglodytes (chimpanzee)
Lineage: Eukaryota; Metazoa; Chordata; Mammalia; Primates; Hominidae
Gene: CLEC4C
Product: C-type lectin domain family 4 member C
Exons: 8
Coding region: 467-1108 (213 amino acids)
Source: RefSeq, a predicted model, not a curated record
AUCAGCAGGACGUGGGUGGGGCCAGAUAAGAGAAUAAAAGGAGGCUGCCCGAGCUAGCAGUGGUAAUUGGCUGGGGGUUGUAUUCCACGCUGUGGGAACUUUGUUCUUUUGCUGUUUGGGUCCACGGUGCUUUUAUGAGCUGUAACGGUGCGAAAGUCUGUAGUUUCACUCCUGAAACCAGCAAGACUACAAGCCCGCCGGGAGAAACGAACAACUCCAGAUGCGCCAUCUUAAGAGAUGUAAUACCGCGAGGAUCCUGCCUCUCACAGUCACCCUGCUCCCAAGUGCAACCUCUGUCUGACCCUGCGUGGUGUGCGGUGCCCUCCUGCCUCAGGCCGCGAAGAAGGAUCUAAGGGCUUGGCUUGUUUGAAAGAACCACACCCCCAAAGUAACAUCUUUAGAGAAAGUGAUACAAGAGCUUCUGCACCUCCUGAUAGAAGAAGUCCAAAGGGUGUGUGCACCCACAAUGGUGCCUGAAGAAGAGCCUCAAGACCGAGAGAAAGGACUCUGGUGGUUCCAGUUGAAGGUCUGGUCUAUGGCAGUCGUAUCCAUCUUGCUCCUCAGUGUCUGUUUCACUGUGAGUUCUGUGGUGCCUCACAAUUUUAUGUAUAGCAAAACUGUCAAGAGGCUGUCCAAGUUACGAGAGUAUCAACAGUAUCAUCCAAGCCUGACCUGCGUCAUGGAAGGAAAGGACAUAGAAGAUUGGAGCUGCUGCCCAACCCCUUGGACUUCAUUUCAGUCUAGUUGCUACUUUAUUUCUACUGGGAUGCAAUCUUGGACUAAGAGUCAAGAGAACUGUUCUGUGAUGGGGGCUGAUCUGGUGGUGAUCAACACCAGGGAAGAACAGGAUUUCAUCAUUCAGAAUCUGAAAAGAAAUUCUUCUUAUUUUCUGGGGCUGUCAGAUCCAGGGGGUCGGCGACAUUGGCAAUGGGUUGACCAGACACCAUACAAUGAAAAUGUCACAUUCUGGCACUCAGGUGAACCCAAUAACCUUGAUGAGCGUUGUGCGAUAAUAAAUUUCCGUUCUUCAGAAGAAUGGGGCUGGAAUGACAUUCACUGUCAUGUACCUCAGAAGUCAAUUUGCAAGAUGAAGAAGAUCUACAUAUAAAUGAAAUAUUCUCCCUGGAAAUGUGUUUGGGUUGGCAUCCACCGUUGUAGAAAGCUAAAUUGAUUUUUUAAAUUAUGUGUAAGUUUUGUACAAGGAAUGCCCCUAAAAUGUUUCAGUAGGCUGUCACCUAUUACACUUAUGAUAUAAUCCAUUCACACAUUCAUUUAUUCAUUUAUUCAUUCAUAAAAUGAGUGUUUAGUGAACAUUUUUCUAUGUGCCAGAGACUACUGGAGAAUGCUUUUGCAGAAAAACAGAGGGAGCAUGAGCAUCUGCUCUUCUUUUCUUUUUUUUUUUUUUUUUGAGACGGAGUCUUACUCUGUCGCCCAGGCUGGAGUGCAGUGGCACAAUCUCGGCUCACUGCCAGCUCUGCCUCCCGGGUUCACGCCAUUCUCCUGCCUCAGCCUCCCCAGUAGCUGGGACUACGGGUGCCUGCCACCACGCCUGGCUAAUUUUUUGUAUUUUUUUUAGUAGAGACGGGGUUUCACUGCACUGUGUUAGCCAGGAUGGUCUCAAUCUCCUGACCUUGUGAUCCACCCACCUCAGCCUCCCAAAGUGCUGGGAUUCCAGGCGUGAGCCACUGUGCCCGGCCACAUCUGCUCUUAUUUUCCGACAGCUGAGGGGUGAAGUGCCUGUUAUGGGCUGAAUUGUGUCCCCUCAAAUUCGUAUGUUGAAGCCGUAACCUACAGUACUUCAGAAUGGGAGUCUAUUUGGAGAUAGAACCUUAUGAGAGGAAAUUAAGUUGAAACGAGGACAUUAGGAGCCUUAAUUCAAUCUGACUGAUGUCCUAUGAGGAAAUUCAGGCAGGUAAUGUGGCUCAUGCCUAUAGUCCCAGCACUUUGGGAGGCCAAGGCAGGAGGAUCCCUUGUGUCCAGGAGUUCCAGACCAGCCUGGGCAAUAUAGCAAGACCCUAUCUCUACAAAAAUUUUUGUUAAAAAAUUAGCCAGGUGGCUGGG